Messenger RNA from Dibothriocephalus latus, 780 nucleotides. The record is from the annotation of a GenBank genome assembly. Lineage: Eukaryota; Metazoa; Platyhelminthes; Cestoda; Diphyllobothriidea; Diphyllobothriidae.
AUGGAGGCGGAAAUGAACCGGCCGGACGCAUACAAAGUCAUGACAGUUGUCAUGGAGGAGGGCAGACGCGUACUCUGGCUGCCGGUUGAAAAGCUACUGACCGAGGAGACCUACUUUACGCUCCACCUGCCUUUCCCCCAUCGCCCCGAAGUUACCGGUCUUUCCGUCGCUUCGCUGCAUCCCAGUGAGGAGCUGACAGACCACUCAAUCCACCGACUCCGGCUUGACUUCAAGGUGCAGCCCGAGCGUGUUGUCAUCAGCAGGGCUAUUGAUCUUUCAGAGGCAGAAGCGCAACCCAAACCAGACGCUGAGACAGAAACCACUCUGCCCAUCACCAACAUCCCCGCUGACUCCGAGGCCAACGAAGCUGACGAGGAGAAAGGCGGCAACGACGCCGGGGAAGAGGGCGAGGAUGGCACGCCUCAGAUCACUGAUCAGGAUCCGGAGGGUAUGACCUCGCAGCGGACGAGGCGCUUCCCCCGGACAGCCGCUCUGGAACAUGCCAACCAGCUGAGGCGGCAACAACAGGCCCUGUAUACUCGAAACUUCCUGUUAGCUGAUGCCGCUCACUUGGUGCGCUGCUUCAAUGCUGAUUUGCGAGCCCUGCGUCAUCAGAAAAUUCACCUGCAGUUUCUGCUGAAACGCGCUGAGUUAAACCUCCUGACGCUGUAUGAGGAGUACAAGCUGCUGAAGGACUUUGAGAAGUCGGAACGUGGUCUGGCAGAAACCUAUGAGCAGCGUCUGAAGGAUCGCCGUGAAGUGAACGCUAAGGCGACAUAA